Anopheles darlingi is the source of this 949-nucleotide messenger RNA. Its product is annotated as protein FRA10AC1 homolog. Gene Ontology annotation, molecular function: phosphatase activity. The coding region runs from base 76 to 843 and encodes 255 amino acids. The transcript has 4 exons. NCBI's taxonomy places the organism in Eukaryota, Metazoa, Arthropoda, Insecta, Diptera, Culicidae. Gene Ontology annotation, biological process: dephosphorylation. The record is from RefSeq and is a predicted model, not a curated record.
AAACAAUAGAAAAGUGACAGAUUGUCGUUGUGGUUUUGUUCGAAGGAUUGUGUGUCUCUCCGGCGUUUAAAAUCGAUGUAUCACCGAAAUCUUGCUCACCUGAACCCCUACGAACUGCACAAGCAUCUGAUCAAUGAGUACAUCCUCAAGAAACCGGGGGCGGCCAAGGAGCUGUUCCAACGGGACACAUCUCGGGACAAAACGGAUCACGAUGUCGUGCGCGAGAACCACCGGUUUCUGUGGCACAGUGAACCCGUCGAUACCUGGGAGAAACAGCUAGCCAAGAAGUAUUACGAUAAACUGAUCAAGGAGUACUGCAUUGCCGAUUUCAGCCGCUACAAGGAGAACAAGGUUGCGCUACGCUGGAGAAUCGAACAGGAGGUGGUGAAUGGCAAGGGACAGUUCCGCUGUGGCAACCGGAGCUGCGAAGAACCGAACGGACUGCGCAGUUGGGAGGUAAACUUUGGGUACCUUGAGCAUGGCCAGAAGAAGAAUGCAUUGGUGAAACUACGUCUUUGUCCAAAGUGUUCAGAUAAGCUGAACUAUCACUCGAAAAAGCGAGAAGUGAAACGAAUGAAGAAACGCGAACGAAGAGUGAAAGCUACUAAACAUAAGCCAAGGGCUGGGCCUUCUAGUGAAUGUUCCGUAGAAAGGAUCGAGCCGGAAGACGAACCCACAACAGAAGCACCGAGUGAAGAGCCAACAGGCAGUCAAGAUCAUGCAGAGAAUAUCACAUCGAGCGAACCACAGAACUUCGAAAGCAACUGGACAAAGGGUCCUGAGGCCGAGGAAAAAACGCGCGAAGAAGAAUUCGAUGAGUACUUGGAAGAUCUGCUACUAUAAUGCGACACCAGAGCAAGCUCCAAUCCGAAAAAGCUCCAUAGUGAUUGAACUGUUUUUGUAAAAUAAACCCUAAAAAAUAUGUUUUGUUUUAUGUAUUCACUCUUAG